Strongylocentrotus purpuratus (purple sea urchin) is the source of this 2774-nucleotide messenger RNA. RefSeq names its product beta-1,4-glucuronyltransferase 1 (gene b4gat1). The record is from RefSeq and is a predicted model, not a curated record. Gene Ontology annotation, molecular function: glucuronosyltransferase activity. Bases 754 to 2079 code for a protein of 441 amino acids. NCBI's taxonomy places the organism in Eukaryota, Metazoa, Echinodermata, Echinoidea, Camarodonta, Strongylocentrotidae. The transcript is spliced from 4 exons.
AUUACUUGUCCAAAUUGAAGCUUCCUAACCCUUUCAAUUUAGUGAAUGAAAAGAGCUGGUGAGGGAGGUUACUGGUAUUAAAUUGUGAGAAAGAGAGCUUUAAAGUUUGGGGCUAUUCAAGCAUGCGGAGCAAGCAAACCACAGGGAAAUCAAUAGAAGGGUGAAUCAAAAGGCCAUAGCAACCACUAUGAAGAGAUUUUCAGAUUAGGCUGAGAUUUGGCCUGAUGGUCAAACAUAGUCUGUUCAUUAUGUUUCUGAGGUUUCAAUGUGUGGACUUAAGUCUUUCAAAAGUUAUUAGGUUGUAAAUGUAUAGAGUUGUAAUUGGACAGAUUAAGUGAACUGCAACAUAGUGCCGAGCCACCUGCACUAGACAAUGCCUAUUCAUGGUGGACCCGGAUUCUUUUUGUUCCCCCUUACAUAACACUGCUUGUCACCUAUCUUGUUUUGUAUACAUCUGGGCAAUUAUUUGUAACCACAUUAUCAGGAAUUCUCUCGUCGCUGUCUUGCCCGAAGUGUUCAGUAAGCAAAGCUGUAAGGUUGGCCUGAUCCCCCGCAGCUAGCCCCCGCAUCAUCGCUUCGUUGACCGCCCGAGCUACCCGGGCAUCUGCGUUGGUGCACCCCGGUACCAUCCCACGGCUCUGCUCACGUACAAAACCUGGCAUUGUAACGACGUUGUAGACUUUUUCGCAACUUGUCACUCUCAAAUAAUUUGAAUUGAGAUGUUCUGCUUAGAGGUGUACUUCAUGAAUCAAGAUGCGUUGCACACUGCUGCAGUACUCAAUCUGUGCCCUUGUGGUGGUACUGACACUAUUACAACUCAUACAACUUACUAUGGUCUCAUGGCUGGAUAACAGAAACCCCAACAGCAUCCUAACAGGGGCAAGAGAAGCGUUGCCAAUGUCAGACAAGCAGAACCAGAACCAGAACCAGACACAUCAACAAAGGGACAAACUCAUCCAUAUUACUUUGCCGCCAGCAAAGCUCAACACGUAUGGCUCAUACCAGAUAUUUUAUGAUUUUGCAAAGGCUCGAAGCAGACUCAAAUCAGUCAAGAGAAGAGACAUCACUCUCAUCACGCACUGCUCCAUGAAUAACUUACAUCACGUACCAGACUUAGUAGACAGAUGGAAAGGACCAAUUUCUCUAGCUGUGUUUGGGAGUUUAUCCGAUGUAAAAACUAUUGUCAGUUAUAUCAUGUCACUCAAAGAGUGCAUCUUAGGAGUGAGAAGAAAUGUGACAUUCCAUUUGGUUCAUCCAGUUAACUCGGUAUCAGAAGAGGCUGAAAUAUUUGGUUCUGUCAACAAUAAACGUUCCAUUAGGGUACCUUUAAUACAUUGCAGUAAACUCAUGGAGGCAAUCAAGGCAUCAUAUAGCAGUGUAAGCAAUUAUGCUGCAGAUGGCAUCUUGUACCCAAACAAUCUGCUGAGGAAUGUUGGCCGUGCAAACAUAUUAACAGAGUUUCAUUUUGUGCUGGAUAUUGAUAUGCUUCCAAGUGUUGGGCUGCGAGAGAAUUUUCUAAACUUUGUGAAGGGUUCAUCGUCUCUAUGGCUGGAUGAAGAUAUGGUGCAACAGAUGGUGUUUGUAUUACCAGCGUUUGAGAUGGAUGACAGAGCAGUCUCUAAAGUGCCUGGUGAUAAGAAGGAACUGCUGAGUUACUUGGAGAAGGAUAGAGUGCGACAGUUUUAUGUGAAGGCUUGUCUCUAUUGCCAGAACCAUACAGACUAUAGACGAUGGACUAGUCUUCAGAGCUUUACGGGUCAGCUAGGAGUGGCAUAUACUGUGGAGUGGAAGCCCAUGUGGGAACCUUUCUACAUCAGCAGGAGUGAUGCACCCCUCUAUGAUGAGCGGUUCAGGCAGUAUGGCUACAAUCGCAUCAGUCAGGUAUGUGAGCUGUAUAUGGCAGGUUUCAACUUUGCAGUGCUCGAUAAGGCAUUUGUUGUUCACAAGGGCUUCAAAGAGACAACAGAAUUCCAUCAGCAGAAAGACGAGGAGAAUCGUAAUAAUUACUACCUCUUCCUUCAGUUUCAUACAGCGCUAGAAUAUCAAUAUCCAGAGACCAAAAGAAGGUGUAUCAAGUAAAACUCCCUUCAUGAUGUCAAUUGUCAAUCAAACAGUGAGUGAAUGUCAUAUAUUUUUAUCAGCCUCGUGUUGAGCUUCUGCGUAUGGUGCUGAUGACAUGUGUUUAGCUUUUGAUGGCUAUCACACAAAUCAGUCGAAAGUGCUGUAGGCAGCAAGAUAAAAACCACAAAACCAUAGUAGAGUGACUUUUCAUUCAUUUUCUAGUUGCAUAAUUGCACCCUUAUUCCCUAGCUUCUUUGCCAAAUUGACAUAGAAUGCAAAGAAAACAGCAAUUACUAAAUAAAUGAAGUUAUGCUUAAAACUUUUUAUUUUUCUACUUCAUAAGUGCAUAGAUGUACGCAAUCAGUUUUAUUUUAAAUUAAACAACUAUAAGUUUUUUUAAAUAUUUUUAUAUUUGUUACAAGGUGUGUAUUUAUCCAUUUUGAUUUGCCCAGUGUUGAAAAGUAGAAACUUUUAAGCAAAUUUAUUUUGAAUCAAUAGUUGUUUUCUUUGAUAUCUUGCUGUCUCUAAUACUGGGGAAUCAAUCAUUUUUUUAAUGUAACCACACAUUAUUUUACAUAGUACUUUGUUCUGGAAUGCUGUUGCAAAUCUGACAUACUUUGACUUUAAAACAUUGUGAUCUUGAAUUCAUUAUUUUGGUUAUGGUUAGCUUGUUAAUCUUAUCUAGUAUUUCUAUCUUGAAUUGCCAAAAGACU